Molecule: messenger RNA, 23620 nt
Organism: Microtus oregoni (creeping vole)
Lineage: Eukaryota; Metazoa; Chordata; Mammalia; Rodentia; Cricetidae
Gene: Grin2b
Product: glutamate ionotropic receptor NMDA type subunit 2B
Exons: 14
Coding region: 584-5035 (1483 amino acids)
Biological process (GO): long-term synaptic potentiation; excitatory postsynaptic potential; monoatomic ion transport
Cellular component (GO): postsynaptic density membrane; postsynaptic membrane; plasma membrane
Molecular function (GO): transmitter-gated monoatomic ion channel activity involved in regulation of postsynaptic membrane potential; NMDA glutamate receptor activity
Source: RefSeq, a predicted model, not a curated record
AGAGUCUUAGUGAACUUCCCAACCCCGGAGACUGAUCCAUCCAUCCUGCCUUGCAGGAAAGGGAACCCCUCAAACCUCAACACCCGCCUCGCCUCUCUGGACACUGCCACCGCGGAGGCGCUCAGAGCCGGAAGGGGACGCUUUGGGAAUGACCAUGCUCCACGGAGGGACGGAGCCAACCCCGAGCUUCUUCACACAGAGACUUCUCUACUAAAGCUCCAAAAAUUAAAAAAAAAAACCGUAAUUGCCAGAAGACUCCUUAAAUAUAUAUAUUCGGGCCACUAACCUCACAUGCACAUGGAAUAAUGACUCUGGAUUCUGCAUUGUGAGCUGCUUUCCACACCCUGAGAUUCCCCUUUGCAUUAAUUUUUUUCUUUGAAUUUGCAUCUCUUCAAGACACAAGAUUAAAACCAAAUUUACGCUACAUUGGAUUUUAAAUCUCUUCCGUUCCUUUAUCCUCCGUCUUUCUUAUGUGGAUAUGCAAGCGAGAAGAGGACCCUGGAUAUUCCCAACAUGCUCUCUCCCUUAAUCUGUCCGCCUAGAGGUUUGGCUUCUACAAACCAAGAGAGUCGACGAGCUGAAGAUGAAGCCCAGCGCAGAGUGCUGUUCUCCCAAGUUCUGGUUGGUGUUGGCCGUCCUGGCCGUAUCCGGCAGCAAAGCCCGUUCCCAAAAGAGCCCCCCCAGCAUCGGCAUCGCUGUCAUCCUCGUGGGCACUUCAGACGAAGUGGCCAUAAAAGACGCCCACGAGAAAGAUGACUUCCAUCAUCUCUCAGUAGUUCCCCGGGUGGAGCUGGUAGCCAUGAACGAAACUGACCCAAAGAGCAUCAUCACCCGUAUCUGCGAUCUUAUGUCCGACCGGAAGAUCCAGGGGGUGGUGUUCGCUGAUGACACCGACCAGGAAGCCAUUGCCCAGAUCCUCGAUUUCAUUUCUGCUCAGACGCUCACCCCUAUCCUGGGCAUCCAUGGGGGCUCAUCUAUGAUAAUGGCAGAUAAGGACGAGUCCUCCAUGUUCUUCCAGUUUGGCCCGUCCAUUGAACAGCAAGCUUCCGUCAUGCUCAACAUCAUGGAAGAAUACGACUGGUACAUCUUUUCCAUUGUCACCACCUACUUCCCCGGCUACCAGGACUUUGUGAACAAGAUCCGCAGCACCAUCGAGAACAGCUUUGUGGGCUGGGAGCUGGAGGAAGUCCUCCUGUUAGACAUGUCUCUGGACGACGGCGACUCGAAGAUCCAGAACCAGCUGAAGAAGUUGCAAAGCCCUAUCAUCCUCCUCUACUGCACGAAGGAAGAAGCCACCUACAUAUUUGAAGUAGCUAACUCGGUUGGGCUGACCGGCUACGGUUACACAUGGAUUGUGCCUAGUCUGGUGGCUGGGGAUACAGACACUGUGCCCGCCGAGUUUCCCACGGGGCUUAUCUCUGUGUCCUAUGACGAAUGGGACUAUGGCCUUCCUGCUAGGGUGAGAGAUGGGAUUGCCAUCAUCACCACUGCUGCCUCCGACAUGCUGUCGGAGCACAGUUUCAUCCCUGAGCCCAAGAGCAGCUGUUACAACACCCACGAGAAGAGGAUCUACCAGUCUAACAUGCUGAAUAGGUAUCUGAUCAAUGUCACUUUCGAGGGGAGAAACCUGUCCUUCAGUGAAGAUGGCUAUCAGAUGCACCCGAAGCUGGUCAUAAUCCUUCUGAACAAGGAGAGGAAGUGGGAAAGGGUGGGGAAAUGGAAAGACAAGUCCCUGCAGAUGAAAUAUUAUGUGUGGCCUCGAAUGUGCCCCGAAACCGAAGAGCAGGAGGAUGACCAUCUGAGCAUUGUGACCUUGGAGGAGGCGCCGUUUGUCAUUGUGGAAAGUGUGGACCCUCUCAGUGGAACCUGCAUGAGGAACACAGUCCCGUGCCAGAAGCGCAUCAUCUCUGAGAAUAAAACAGAUGAAGAGCCAGGCUACAUCAAAAAAUGCUGCAAGGGCUUCUGUAUUGACAUCCUGAAGAAAAUUUCUAAGUCUGUGAAGUUCACCUAUGACCUUUACCUGGUGACCAAUGGCAAGCAUGGGAAGAAGAUCAACGGGACCUGGAAUGGCAUGAUUGGUGAGGUGGUCAUGAAGAGGGCCUACAUGGCAGUGGGGUCACUAACUAUCAAUGAAGAGCGAUCAGAGGUGGUCGAUUUCUCUGUGCCCUUCAUAGAGACCGGCAUCAGUGUCAUGGUAUCACGCAGCAAUGGGACCGUGUCACCUUCUGCCUUCUUAGAGCCGUUCAGCGCUGACGUGUGGGUGAUGAUGUUUGUGAUGCUGCUCAUUGUCUCUGCCGUGGCUGUCUUUGUCUUCGAGUACUUCAGCCCUGUGGGUUACAACAGGUGCCUAGCUGAUGGCAGAGAGCCAGGCGGCCCGUCUUUCACCAUUGGCAAAGCAAUUUGGUUACUCUGGGGUCUGGUGUUCAACAACUCCGUCCCUGUGCAGAACCCAAAGGGGACCACCUCCAAGAUCAUGGUGUCAGUGUGGGCCUUCUUUGCUGUCAUUUUCCUGGCCAGCUACACUGCCAACUUAGCAGCCUUCAUGAUCCAAGAGGAGUAUGUGGACCAGGUUUCUGGCCUGAGCGACAAGAAGUUCCAGAGACCUAAUGACUUUUCACCCCCUUUCCGCUUUGGGACUGUGCCCAAUGGCAGCACAGAGAGGAAUAUCCGCAAUAACUAUGCAGAAAUGCAUGCCUACAUGGGAAAGUUCAACCAAAGGGGUGUAGAUGAUGCAUUGCUCUCCCUGAAAACGGGGAAGCUUGAUGCUUUCAUCUACGAUGCAGCAGUGCUCAACUACAUGGCCGGAAGAGAUGAAGGCUGCAAGCUGGUGACCAUUGGCAGCGGCAAGGUCUUUGCAUCCACUGGCUAUGGCAUUGCUAUCCAGAAAGAUUCCGGGUGGAAGCGCCAGGUGGACCUUGCUAUUCUGCAGCUGUUUGGAGACGGGGAGAUGGAAGAACUGGAAGCUCUCUGGCUCACUGGCAUUUGCCACAACGAAAAGAACGAGGUUAUGAGCAGCCAGCUGGACAUCGACAACAUGGCAGGCGUCUUCUAUAUGUUGGGGGCCGCCAUGGCUCUCAGCCUCAUCACCUUCAUCUGUGAACAUCUGUUCUAUUGGCAGUUCCGGCAUUGUUUCAUGGGUGUCUGUUCUGGCAAGCCUGGCAUGGUCUUCUCCAUCAGCAGAGGUAUCUACAGCUGCAUCCAUGGAGUAGCUAUAGAAGAACGCCAGUCUGUGAUGAACUCCCCCACCGCGACCAUGAACAACACACACUCCAACAUCCUGCGCUUGCUCCGCACAGCCAAGAACAUGGCCAACCUGUCUGGAGUAAACGGCUCCCCUCAGAGUGCCCUGGACUUCAUCCGCCGCGAGUCCUCCGUCUAUGACAUCUCUGAGCACCGCCGCAGCUUCACCCAUUCGGAUUGCAAGUCUUACAACAACCCGCCCUGUGAGGAAAACCUGUUCAGCGACUACAUCAGUGAGGUAGAGAGGACAUUUGGCAACCUGCAGCUGAAGGACAGCAACGUGUACCAGGACCACUAUCACCAUCACCACCGGCCACACAGCAUCGGCAGCACCAGCUCCAUUGACGGGCUCUACGACUGUGACAACCCACCUUUCACCACCCAACCCAGGUCAAUCAGCAAGAAACCCCUGGACAUCGGCCUGCCCUCCUCCAAACACAGCCAGCUCAGUGACCUGUACGGCAAGUUCUCCUUCAAGAGCGACCGCUACAGUGGCCAUGAUGACUUGAUUCGAUCAGAUGUCUCAGACAUCUCCACCCACACUGUCACCUAUGGCAACAUCGAAGGCAACGCAGCUAAGAGGCGGAAGCAGCAGUACAAGGACAGUCUGAAGAAGCGGCCGGCCUCGGCCAAGUCGAGGAGGGAGUUCGAUGAAAUCGAGCUGGCCUAUCGUCGCCGCCCACCCCGCUCCCCGGACCACAAGCGCUACUUCAGGGACAAAGAAGGGCUCCGAGACUUCUACCUGGACCAGUUCCGAACAAAGGAGAACUCGCCUCACUGGGAGCAUGUGGACUUGACCGACAUUUACAAAGAACGUAGUGACGACUUCAAGCGAGAUUCGGUCAGUGGAGGUGGGCCCUGUACCAACAGGUCUCACCUCAAACAUGGAACAGGCGAUAAACAUGGCGUGGUAGGUGGGGUGCCGGCUCCUUGGGAGAAGAAUCUGACCAAUGUAGAUUGGGAGGAGCGGUCUGGGGGCAACUUCUGUCGCAGCUGUCCCUCCAAGCUGCACAACUAUUCCUCUACGGUGGCAGGGCAGAACUCGGGCCGGCAGGCCUGCAUCAGGUGUGAGGCCUGCAAGAAGGCUGGGAAUCUGUAUGACAUCAGCGAGGACAACUCCUUGCAGGAACUGGACCAGCCAGCUGCCCCUGUGGCUGUGACAUCUAAUGCCUCUUCCACCAAGUACCCUCAAAGCCCGACUAAUUCCAAGGCCCAGAAGAAGAACCGAAACAAGCUACGCCGGCAGCACUCCUAUGACACCUUCGUGGACCUGCAGAAGGAGGAGGCCGCCUUGGCCCCACGCAGCGUGAGCCUGAAAGACAAGGGCCGAUUCAUGGAUGGCAGCCCCUACGCCCACAUGUUUGAGAUGCCAGCUGGUGAGAGCUCCUUUGCCAACAACAAGUCCUCAGUGCCCACUGCCGGACACCACCACAACAACCCUGGCAGCGGCUACAUGCUCAGCAAGUCGCUCUACCCUGACCGGGUCACGCAAAACCCUUUCAUCCCUACUUUUGGGGAUGACCAGUGCUUGCUUCACGGCAGCAAAUCCUACUUCUUCAGGCAGCCCACGGUGGCAGGGGCAUCGAAAACAAGGCCGGACUUCCGGGCCCUUGUCACCAAUAAGCCAGUGGUGUCGGCCCUUCAUGGGGCUGUGCCUGGUCGUUUCCAGAAGGACAUUUGUAUAGGGAACCAGUCCAACCCCUGUGUGCCUAACAACAAAAACCCCAGGGCUUUCAAUGGCUCCAGCAAUGGACAUGUUUAUGAGAAACUUUCUAGUAUUGAGUCUGAUGUCUGAGUGAGGGAAGAGAGAGAGGUUAAGGUGGGUAUGGGAGGGGUAGGGCUGUGGGCCGCGUGGUGCGCAUGUCCUGGAAAAGAGUCAGGGGUGAACUUGGCUCCCAUUCACUUUUUCUUGUUCUUUUAAUUUCUCUAUGGGAUCCUGGAGUUCUGGUUCCUACUGAAGGCAGCCCUCGUGGCCGGCCCCAUUUCUCCUCCCUCCGCAGGUCUCUUCUCCCCGCAUCUGUCUACCACCCCUAUAGCCAUGAGAGGAUAGAACCGGCCAAAGCGUGGGAGGAUGGAGAGGAGAGGAGAGGAGAGGAGAGGAGAGGAGAGGAGAGGAGAGGAGAGGAGACAGGAAGUGAUUGCUGCCUGUGGGCUUCUUCCUAGUGUGGAAGUGCUCUGAGCCCUGAGAGGGAGGCUUUCCUGAAACUGCUCUUUUUUUCGGGCGAGGAAGUGAAGGCAACCUAAGGAAGACCCUUUGGCCUCCCCCUCAUAAGAGAGAAGGGGCUUUUUGCCAAAUUCUUGCUGUGUGGUUGGUGGUUGCCUAGGGACCCUGUAAGCAGCAGAGGGCAGGAAGUGAUUCUGUGCUUAUAUAUAAGCCAAAUAAAAAGUUUGCCUCAGCCCCAUAAAACUGCAGUGGCGAAGCAAGGGGGAAGGCCAUUGGCAGACAAGGGAUUCCUGAGCAAAUUGGGACGUUCACUGUAAUAGUGCCCUAUGGUUCACUGGAGGCAAGAGCAGAGAAUUCUGUGUCCAUGUACACCUGUACCCGCGUGUGGUCAGCUGCCUCUAGGUAAAGAGGGGGGAACCUUGGCUCACUUGCCUUCUUCCACAGGCUUAAGGAAUAUGCUUGUUUUGGCUUAUAUAUAAACCAGUGCCAUAGGUUACCAGGAUUUGGGCUAGCUUUCCCUUUUUCUUUCUUCAGAGAGGAUAGAGGUUCUUGACAAAGAAGAUUCUCUACUGUAGGAAAAAAAUGACAAGAGAAAGGGAAAAAGACCGAGACAACCCUACAGACUAGUAUGUCAGUGUUGUCUAUAGUAACUAUAGCUUAGGCAGAGAAUUUGCCAGUAAGGCAUAAGGGAAACAGAAGCAGCCAUGAAUCUUUUAUCCAAUCUCAGAGCAAAAGGUUCUAGAAAACUCUUUUAGGCAUUUAGCUCUUUGACUGGCUAAUGUUUGAGGAAGGACUCUCCACAGAAGGUUUUGAAGAAGAGAAUCAUUUACAGUAGGGUAAGUGAGAGAGGGGGAUGUUUUCAAUGCUUUGAUCCCUUCUUACUUAACCUAGAGCUGAAAGGGUAGACAAAUCUCUCCAAAGCAGGCGAUGAGUGACAGGGGACAGACAGAAGAGAAACGAGCUUGUCCUCCAGGGCACAGCUCUGGAAGCCAGAGAGAGCGAAAGAGAUUUAGAAUAUGACUUGAACUAACAUGAACACUCCUGAAAGAACCUUUCCUCUUCCGCAACCCCCAGUUCCCUCUGAUUGUAACACUCAACAGUAAGCGUGUGUGCGUGCGUGUGUGCAUGAGUGUGUGCACGUGCGUGUUAUGUGUGUACGUGUGUGUAUGUGUGUGUGUGUGUGUGUGUGUGUGUGUGUGUAAAACUCCAGGUCCGGGAAUGGGGGUACUGGCAGGAGUGAUGCUCCCUCGCUUGAAGUUGGAAAUUGAAGAAGGGAAAUGAAUAUUUGUGUGCCUGUCCUGAAACUUGGGGUAGGGGUGUUCUAUGGGUCAGUUCCACUGUCCUGCCGUCCCCUCACACAGGGUGGCAUCCAAAGAGCCUGGGUUUGUUUGGAAGCAUGACUGCAGAAUCGCCUUGUCGCACACAGGACACAUAAACCAGAAAGGUGCUCACCUUCCUCUGGAACGAAGCCGCCAUGUCUCUUCACGUCACACCCUCCAGGGCUGCUCUUUGCCUUCCUGGUUGCCCUGCCUCACGACCCUCCCUCAUCUUCCAUCCUCGACUGCUGUCUCCCACCUUCCUCCUUGAUUUUUACCUCAGUAUCUUUCAUUUAAAAGCCAACCGAAGGCCUUGUUUUCUUUCUAAGAUGAACGUGGGGGCAAGGGGCUGAACCUCUCAACAGUUUGGAGAGAGGAGCGUGGAGUGCUUUACUUUAGGUUCCAGGAAAGACUCUGAGAGAGGUCAGAGGGCGUGAGGCAACUCCCGGAGGAAGGAGAAGGGCCAUAGAAUCAUUGCUUCACUCUGGCUCUGUCCAAGGGCCAGGGGCUCACCCCUCACUCUUCCUCUUACCUCACCCCUUUAAAACUGAAAAAAGAAAAAAAAAGCAAACCAACUAACCUAGCGAACAGCAAUCUAGAAAACAGGGGGCUCUGAUGGUCUCCACGGGCCACAGAAAUCAAGAUGGUGUUUAUUUCAUAUGUAAAUAUUUUGUUUUCUAAUUAAUUUUGUAUAGAUAAAGUGGUUUCCUGUGAGUAUUCAGGGUGUUGAGCUGGAGGGAGUGGGGUGGGGAUGGGAAUGAGGGGGGAAUUAUUUUGUUAUGGGUUUUCAUUUUUCUGUUGGGAGGAAUUGUUUGUUAGAUCCUUUGCUUUGGAGUGUCUGGGAAAAGUUCAUGGGAACAGAAGCCACAAUGGUGAACAAGCCAGGGGAAAGUCAUUUCUGUCCAUGCCCUGCCUCCAAAACCUGUCUUCCUGCUGGUUUGUGAGAAGUGAUUGUGCACUUUUGGCCUGAGUUUUGCAGGGUCCAAACCAGCAUUAAGCAAAACUUGGUCUGACUCUUGUCUUCUAGGGAGACCAGGAAAUUAUGACUCUGUCAAAGACAAACUGGUGGCAUCCGAUUUUUCCUCGUCAGUCCCUGGGCUUGCAAAGGUUCCCCAAAGGGCUUGAAAAAGAAAUGAGGUCUACUUACCUCCCAUUCUUGGAGUGACUGAGAGGUUUCUGGAAGCUGGAUUCUGAGAAAUCUCACAGCAGCCUUCUCUGAUUUUUAACCAUCAUCCUACCAGUCUGACAUGUCAUGCUCUAGUACCUGACCAUCCCAUCCCCCUUCUGUGUGCACCUAUAGAAAGGACCACUUCAGGCACACCCAAGAAAUGUCCAUUCUUCCUCUUUCAGCAUCAUAUGGCUUCAGGCUGUACAAGGACAGCAAUGGAUACAGGGGUCUUACAGAUUUACAUGCCUUUCUAGGAACGUCACCCAAUCCCCUCAAAAAUCAUUAGCCUAGUAAAGUAAUAGCUAAAAUUAGUUUCAGAGGUGGGAAAGAGGUCAUGUGAGGGACAGUACCAAUGGUGACUUUAUAGUUGCCUUGUUCUCGUUACUGCCAUCAGGAGGGUGCUAUUUGGUUCGAAUUAGGUGACGCAAAUCUGAUUCAAUAUUAACCAGACAAAUACAAUCUCUUUCAUUGGGUUGUUGGCUUUGUGAAAGAUAGCAGCCUCUCUCUCUCUCUCUCUCUCUCAUUUCUAAAUUGAUAUGCCCAGCAUACUGCCCUUCCCCCCUACUCCCCCCUCAUUAGAAGCUGCCAGUGAGAUAAUUUAACUGUCCUAAACCCCUUAUUUGGCCUCAGUUGAUUUCUGCAACUGGAUUCUUGAAUUGGGACCAAAGUAAGAUAUUCAUGGCCUGCUCUAAAAAGAAUAAGGAAAUGAAGUCUGUCAAGUUUUAUAUAUGAAAUUCCCCAGUAGCAAGUCAGUUGGAUACAUGAGGAAGAAUUCAGCAGCUGUUCCCAUCUCCAUCCCUGAUGGUUAUGAACCAAGACCCAAUCCAUCCAAAACUGUGAGGUUCUGCAGAGCCCCGAGGAGCAUCUUGUGUUCCGUGGUGUCCUUCAGAAUCCAUGCUUUCUCUCACAAGUGCUCUCUCCCAUUGUGAAAGUGGGUUGAUGGAUGUAGUCCCACAUCACUUCUCCUAGUGGAGAUGCUGACACUUCAGCAUGCCCAGUGACCUCAACAAUCUGAUCCUUGAAUUUGCCUGAGCGAAGAUGUGCACACCCUUUCAGAGUGCCGCAUGUACAGUGGACCUUGUUAUUCCCGAGUUGUCACUGUCUAUCCUCAGCCAGAGCUUGGGAAGCACCCUCGGUGUGUCUUCCCUGGGACUGGCCACAGCCAUUUUGUGAUUGGGGACAAAAAAUCCCAGAUGAUCCCAUUAAAUGUUGGUGGUGUCAGCAGUGCCCAAACGCAUGUGUAAAAUAGGAGUCCUCUAUACAGUGACGUGACUAUCACUUGCCCAGUCUUCCACGGCCACCAGGAAUUGCCCCAGGAAGAAUUCUCUGCAGAGUGCUGGUCACCUGCACCUCUCAUUUGAGAGCUCGGGUUUCUUUUGUUCUUUCUUUCUUUCUUUCUUUCUUUCUUUCUUAUUAGUUCAAGAUGUAGGGAAAGAUUAAUGUUUGGGCAAAAGCCUUUGGGAAAGUUAUUCCUAAGCUCACUUUUUUUUCUUUAAAUCACCAUCUCUGAAAAGGCCCCGUCCUUGCUUGGCACCCUGUGUGUGUCUGUUUUGGUGUGCUAGGAAUGACUCAGGUGUGUGCAUAAGUGAUGUAAUGGCAGUUUACUGGUGAAUGUGUUCGGUGUUUCUGGGCAUUGUGGCCAUACUAUAUGUUCCCAAAGCCAUAUAGAAAAUGUGCGAUCUUGGGGCUGCUGAAACAGUAUGGCAUUGCUGCCUUUGCUUUCUUCACCUUCUUGCUGCCUAAGGAUUCUUUAGGGGCAAGAAGCACCCGGAGGAGGUCAGUCAUACUGGGGUAGCUCUGGCCUUACCAAUGGCAGAUAACCUGUGGCUCGCUUCCAAGAUCCUGAAAGAGCCUGCCAACUGUUGACUUCCCAGGCAGAUUUACUCCAUUAGGGCUGAGCUGUUCGUCUGCUGUUGAAAUGGAAGCAUUCCCAGGAAGAGUGACACACUAAGCCAUAUUAGGGAUUUGUACAUUUAAACACCUAAUCUACAUUAGGAUUUUCAUUCCUUUUUCUGGGAAUAAGCGACCGUAAGCCAGCAAGAGAAAGCAACAGGUGCAUCACAAAGCAACAGAGCAGGGUGAAAGGAUAACGGGUCCAGAAAACAAGUCAUUUAAGCCAUGCUUCAUCUCUACCUGUUUAGUUAGGGCCCAUGGGGACCCUGCAUUAGGAGUUCUACCUGGGAUCUAUUUUCAGCACACAGUCAAGUACACAGUUUGGAGAUAGCUACAUCCUAUACCACAUAGGGCAGGUGAGAAUUGUGACCCGGAGAACAGAAGACAGUCGCCUUUCCUCAAAUGCAAGAUAUCAAGUUGAGAGCUACAAGGAAAAAUGUUCAAUCGCAUUUAGUAUACAAUCUAUUAGUAUAUUAUAAAAAUCACGCAUUAUUUCUUCUCUGCUCUAGAUCAAAUAAUCUGCCAGUUAACUAAUUUGCCUGCGUUCUAAACGUUCCUAGUUCCCUUCCCAAUAUUCUCUGCGAAGGAACCAGUUGACCCUCAGGUAUUGUUUAACCUGUGGACCUACGAUAUGGUUGGGUCAAUGUUAAAAUGCUCGUUCGUCAUUCUGAGAGCUUGGGAUAUUGAUCUAGGUCUAGAAUUCCACCUAGUGUGGGAAGGUCACCAUCUGUAUGGUCCCAAGCUGGAUGAACACAUUCUACCAUCACCCCAGUAUCACCGCACAGGUCCCUGCGGGUUCCAUGGCUUGGUACGGAAACUAUCUACUCCCACAACAAAGCCGCUGUCAAAGCCUUGAUCCAAAGGCAGUGCUUUUUCCCAUGCCUUGAAGAGAUUGGUGAAGUCCCAGUUCUCUAGGUAGUAUAGAAGUGAGGAGAAAGAGCUUUGCUCAGAGAGUAUUGAGUGGUCCUAGCAAUGCCGGCAAUGGGUGGAAAAUAUCGGGAAUCUGAUGCGUUUCUCUGCCCCAGCAUCCUUGUUCAGUGACGUCAGAGCUAAUCAUUGUGAACUGCUGGUGAUGUCCAUAUCUUGCAUCUGCUGGUGUGACUGGGACUGGUGGUGCUACUGGGGACUGAGAAUAGGCAAUAGAGUGGACGGUAGAGCUGCUCACAGCCUUGGGAUGCUGGUUUAUACCAUCUGUCUUGGUGAAAGUGAAAGGGCCCUUGGUGCAAGGAUCACGUUACAAUGAAGAAGCACAAUUCUAAGCUCAUCACAAAACCAUAAUUUUAAAGCUAUGACUUCCAACUUGAACUCUGUUUAUCAAUUAAUAAUUAUUUUAAGCUUGUGAUUUAAAGAGUGGUUCAAAAAAAAUAAAGUAAGAAGCUCUACAUAAAUAUGUUAGUUCAACUAAACCAACGUCUGUUGAGCAUUUACUAUGUCCUUGAGCUAAUGCUGAGAAAUAUAGAAGAGAUUUUAAAAUGGAGUAUGUUAUACUCGUGUAGCAUAUGCACAUGCAUAAGUAUAAAAUAUUUAAAUGUGUAUAAAAUAGGUGUGCAUAAAUUUCUGUGAUUUGACAUGCAGGUUUAAUAUGUUCUGGUUUCAGGGUUUGAGUCAAAGGUAUCCAUUAAGUUACUGAAGAAUACCACAGGCAUCUAAAUCUCCACAUCAUAGUUGAGCCUGGUCACUUCUGGGAUUAUCACACAUUCUAAGCUAAUGCUCAGAGAUUCCCUCUCGGGUCACAACCGUGCAUUUUUCUCACUCAUCUUUGCCAGCAUCACAGCCGAGUACUCUUUGUCUUGUGCACCAGACUCCCCUUUGCGAUCUUUUGGGGUCCUCUCCAGACAACAGGACUUCUCCCUGCGGCACCUUCCCUCCCUUCCGCACAGCUGACCGCGUUCAUCUCAAAACACAAUCUGGCAGCCAUCUGUAAGGACAAAUCUUUCCAUUCAGUUAGACCCUUGAAUCCCAGUCUAUCUCUGUUUAUCUGUGUUCUCCCAGCCUUCUAGAACGGAUAGCCGUUUUUCACAUGCACACCCAAUGUUUAUAGCUCUGCAAUGAGUCUGUAAUUCACUACUCACCUACAAACUCUAACAGCAAUGUUUCAAUGAGCAUCUUGCUACAACCCAACAGUGUUUUUCUUUUCCCUGCUAUUCACCCUUAGGUGUUACCCUUUGGGAAGUGCUGUGUUCUGAUUUGCAUCUUAGCUCUCAGGUCCCCUAUGACCUCACUGGCUUCUGCUUUUGCUCAGCCUUGACUUGGUCUGUGUUCCAAGUUUGAUUCUCCAUGUUAACUUUUCAUGAUCUUUCCGACUUCCACAGUAUCUCUGGCUCUGAGUGAAGCCAGACCCUCUUAGACCCUAAUUUUCUCUUCAGCGUAAUGCACAUAUUUCCCAUCACCUCGCUUCAGAUUGACACAGAUACCCAGAUCUACACCUACAAAUCAGCAUAGUGAUGAGCAGGUUCUCCUGGCUUGGUGGUUCCAUUGGUCACCUGUUACCACACUAAAGUUUUGCCAGGAAUUUUUGCCUCUUUCAUGUCCCUGAUUUUGCAAGUAUAAUCAUUUGGAAAACCUAUUGAUUCUCACUCAAAAGUUUUCCCGCCUCCCUUUCCUUCCAGGCCCUUCCCUCCCUCAGUGACUAUUUCAGUGUUUGAUAGCAUUGUCCCAAGAAUCAUGUUUUGGUCUACUCUCACCAGUUUGUGCAUCCUGACCAUACUUAUUUCAUCGUCCUUAACUCCGGAUGACAAGCCUUUACUGAGCUCCUCUUGACAUGGUUUUCCAGCAGGCAGCACCUUAGUUUCUGUGCUCUUUGUGACGGGACAGUUCAAUUACAUAGCUCUCCCUUAACAUUCCUUAGGCAUCUAGAUUUACUUGGAUCUCUUUUCCCCAAAUGUCUUGCUCCCAACUCUUACCUCCCAGCUGUCUUGCAUAAUCCACUCCCUCUCUACAAGUCUUCAAAGACAAUAACACAGCAACAGCAUCUGUUUCCUCUCACAAUCUGUGCAGAAAAACAGAGACAUAUUAUGAAUGUCCAUGACAUUUUAAUUUUCUCUCCUGGGUGGCAACCAUCAGAGACCAGCUUCAUAAUUGUUUGAGUGUACAUAUUGUCUCCCCUGCUAGAUUCUAACCAGGUCAUGGCUGAGUGUUCCGAGUAUGCCCUUGUCUUAAUGAUGUUUCUUUUCUCACCCUUUCUGAUGCUUUAUAACAUUGAGUUAUCGAACACUACACCUCCUGACAUAUAGCUCAAGUAAAAAUACAUCAAAAUUUCAAUGACUUGUUUCAGGGAGAGUUUUAGUGUCUCAACUCCUCUUUUCUCUGUAACUGUGGUUGGACUCAUUGCCCUAGAAGAGACAGUAUCACUUCUGGCCUAAUGCCCUUCUUGUUCUCUAUUCCUUAUGCAGUCUUCACUUUUUCCCUUGGUUCCUUAGAUCUACUUAACAAAUAUCACCUGUUUGUCCUGGUUAGUGAUUAUCUCUGUCUCUGAAGAAAGUCUUGGGGCUGGUCCUGUCCUCUUACCUAACCUGCUCUGGUACCAGCUAAUGGUCUCUUCCUUUCUCCUGGCCAGCCUCCUCUAUAAAUCUAAUGAUGGCAUUGGUCAUGAAUUAUUCUCCUUUGGGAAGCAUCUUCUGCCACCGAGUGCUAAUUUAAAGCAUACUGUAGUGAACCCAACUCGAAUAAGUUACAGGCAGGCAGUGACAACCCUGCUUUUCAAAACAGCAGGCAGAGUUCAUUCUUCAUCAAGACAGGAAGGGGUAGAAAGAUUAUUAUUGGCAAGCUGGAGUGAAACUUGUGACAAUUUAGGAAGUAUCUAGUAAAAAUUAAAAUGUUAAGUCUAAAGGGAUAGGUUUUUUUUCAGUUUUAAUAGUUGUAGAUAGUAUUGAUCCUAGGAAUGGGGAUAAUUAACAUUGGAGAACAAAGUCCAUCUCAUGAUAUUAAGAGACGCUGGUUUUAAGCCAUGAAAAAGACUGGCACUGGCUAAUGGAUGUGUGGAGAGGCAGCUGUUCUCUCAAAGAAGGCAUCCAGGAACUUCUGUUGGACCAAUGAAUGGACCAACAUUACAGGCAGUUUUACAUGAUUAUUUUAUGUCUUAUUCUAUCUGUGUUUUAAUUUACCAGUACCUGUAAAGGAUGAUAAAGUCAAAGAAUAAGAGGCCCAUAAUAGGACUUCCCUUCACGUCACAAGUAGAGCUGGGGACCUGUUGGUCCCUGGCUUUUAGGGUCCCUUCAGGAAGUAGAGAACUCCCAAAGGACCUUACUUGAGGCUGAUGGCUUCCCACAGUCCCAUUCCUUUGACCACAGACGAUUUGCAAAAACUCACCCUAACAUUGGAGAAUGAUUUCCAGGUGUCUUCCAGAUGAGGAGAGAAUUGUCCUUGGUUGUAACCUGAGAGACAGAAGCAAGGCCAAUUAAAAAUGAGGGACAUUACAAGGGGCCCAUUCCAAAGUGUCUGGGGACUUUAGGCUGUUUGAUUACAUGCUAGAAAUGCCAGGGGAGGUGUCCAGAAAGAACGCUGACCCUGAGGUAGGGAAGCUGGACACAGUCUCAUCUUUGAGGUCCUAAACGCUUACGGGACGUCUCAUCACACGUCAUCCCUGAGUCAGCAUCCUAGUCCUUUGGAUGACACCCAGAGAGCUGUCGAUCGCCAACCACUCUGGGCACAGAGGGCACAGCUUGUCCUACCAGCCUAGCUGUAGAAUAGUAACCUUUAUGAGCCCGCCUCCCCUUUGCAGGAGGAGGCUCUCAGUGCUGGCAUCUACGGACUGGAACUGCAGGCAACGUGGUCAUAGGGACGUGAAAGUGUGCAGGGCCCUGCUUCCUUCAGAUAAUGAUAUGACUUGUUUCCCAAAGGCAUUCUUUCUUCUUUAAAAACAAAGCAAGCAAGCAAACAAACAAACACAAGCUAUCCCUUCCUGAAGCCUCCAAAUAGUCUAUGUAGCUGCCAUUGCCACAUUUGAAUUGUAAUUAUUUAAUUAAUUAUUAUCAAUCACUAUUCUCUUUUGAAGUCAGGGCUAUGUUAAUGUUGCUAUAAGAAGCAUUGGCAAGCAAGAGACUUUGUUACUUUGUUGUCUUGGUCUGAGUUGUAUUUUCAGUCUUACAAAUCAGUGUCAUGUUCUUCACACAGUUGCUUAUAAUUCAACGACCCCUUUACCAUUACUAUUCUCCCAUUUGUGUGUCUACCCACCACCUCGCAAACACAUGCACAUAUGCACAUGCACACACAUACAUACCCAAUAUUAGGAUGAGAAGUUGAGAUACAUACAGAACAUUCAUGUAAACGUGAGAUUUAAUUUUUCUAAAUAGGACUUUUACCAGUAUAGUUCUACUAACAUCCCCCACCCUGUACAGAGAUGGCCAAGAUGUACAUAACUUAGCAUCUUGGACAAGAGGAGAAAAAUCAUUUUGUUACAGACUUUGAGAAUCUUUGGCAUUUUAAAUGACCAGGGAAAUGAGUUCAGUUUUGUCUUGGUAACAGACAAAAAAAAAAAAAAAAAAAAAAGGAUCACCAAGACAGGUGAAGGGCCAACCCUUCAGCAGUCUUAGUUAAUGCCACAGAGAAGGUCCAGGGCACUCGCAGUUUCUAGGAAGAUGCCACUUGACUUUUUGGAGAAGGAUGGUGUUUGUGAAAUCACCAGCAACUCACUUGGAUCUUCACCAUAUUUGGCUUCUGGCUUCUGGCAUAUUCUAAGUAAACCAAACAAAUCAGCAUGUGGAUAUGGGAUAAUUUACCGUCAGAUCUCCAGACGGCUUCCUUGAUGGGGACUUGUGGUGAGUUUUAGUUGGACUGAAGCCCAGAAGCACUGGGAGAGUCAAAGCUUCUAUUAUAAACUGUCUGCACUUUGUACCCCAGGCUAUCUCAGAAAGUCAUGCUAUGUGAGCUGCUCUCCAAGUUGUUGAUACCUAACAGUGGAGAAAAGUCAUGAAAUCCAGGCAGCUGGGUUAACCAAAUCAUUUGCACAAAAUUCAUCUUCCCAGAUCCCCACCCUGCCCAUCUCCCAUAAUGCGUCAGUCUGCAGAAACCAAUCAAACGGUGGAGCAAAGCAGGAAUCUGCAAAACAGAGAUAGAAAAGUUUCUGUGAUGAAGGAAAUUUGAAGAGCAAAUCAAGAUGUUUGAAUGUUGUGAGGUAAGACAUGUCACCUUACAUGUGCCAUGUAACUUUUAUUAUUCAAAAUUUUUAUAUAAUGUGUGAGAAGCCCAGAUCUCUCCGACUGAUACCCAAGGAAGGGGACCUUUUAAGAGUGUAUGCGAGGCAGUCAUGAAAUGCUUAAAGUGUCAGUAGUUUGGGCCAGCCCACAGGGAAGGAAACUUCAAGACAGAAUUCUUUACAUUCUUUUCCCAGGUAGUUGUAUCUAAUAUAGCCUGGUCCUAAUGUUAAGGCAUGAAUCAGUUCCAGAAACAUUACAAAGAAUAAUAGUACAACUCACAGAUGCAAUGAACUUCUGACAAAAGACCCAGUGUCCCCUAGAACCCAAAUAAAUAAUGAUUAUCUGCCUAAAUCCUGGAGGUUGGGGAACAAUGGCAUCUGCAGAGAAUGGUUGUGAGAUUUGAUUUUGCCCCCAAGAUUAUAAUGGUGACUUGUCCAGCAACCAUAGCUGACAGACUUCUGCAGCUACAUUCUCAUACAACCUAUCUGCUGCCUGAUGAAUGGAACCAAGUUUGGGAAAUAAAACCCACCUUUUCAAGAGGAUAGCAUCUUUAAUUUAUAUCUCAAGAGGUUUUGCUCCUUAUACAGGACAGUGUAUACCACGAUUGGUGAAAUGCUCUACCUUAAUGUAAGCCUGAACCAACUUAAUCAGUCCUUCCUGUCCCAGGGAGGAUGCAGCAAAGUGGGGAGCAUCACUUUUGCCGUGAAGGCAUCCCAAGAAUCUGGUUCAAAAACCUGGUGUGGAGAGAGGAGGAAAUUACUCAUUCCCAUGCAUGCGGGGAGGAAUUGAGACCAGUGAGUGAAUGCUCCUCAAACUGAAAGUUUAGAAUCAAGUUGGUGACAAAUAGCAUUUCUCUCCCACUCUUGUGACGCCUGAUAGCUGGCAUAAGAUCAUGUUGGUACAUGUAGAAAGCUGAGAAAGAGGGCAGCCUAUUCCACCUUGGUGCCAUGAUGACUUCAUUUUUCUUACAAUUUUCAUUACCUAUGUCAUGAUGCUCCUUAGUAACAUAACAGGGCCAAGACCUGGUGGGUGUUGGAGCAUCUGAUCCCCCUGAGAUGACCCUUCCUUCUCUGGUGCUAUGCUCAGAUUCAUCGUGGAGCAGAAUGGAAGGAAGAUUCAUAGGACCCUAAAGGCAUGGGUAGAAAAUUACUUAAUUGAAACCACAAAGCUCUUGUGUUUAAUAUUAAAUAUUAAAAUGGAAAUGAAAAAGGCAACCCUCCAGCACAACUGCCCACAGUACAGAUUGGGAAAGCAUUAUGGGAAAAGGUUUAAAAAGCAAGUCAAACUAAAAGUAUAUACAGAAUCAGGGUAGCUUCCUAUUCUGAGGGUAUUACAGCUGGCGUGGAUGCUUCCUAUGCAUAGACAGAAUUAGGGAGAAGUCGAUGUUGGAGCCUGGGACUCUCUCCUUGGAGCAGUGUCCACAUGAACCUAGACCCCUUGCUCCUGACCUUAAGGAUAGACUGCAAUUGCUCUCAUAGUGUAGAUUGAGUUCUUCCUAAGCCAGGCUUGCCCCCCUGAUCGUUGAGCCCUGGAAUAACUCAUAACCUUUCCCUGGUCUCUUGGCCUCGGUCACUUCUAUUAAAGAACAAUCCUUAAAGCCUAUUUGGGUAGGCCUGUGGGAUGAAGCCAACCUGGGUGAAGGUGGGAAAUGGCCAAUGAGAUUCAACCCUGAGAAGAGAAGCCUCGCAGGAGCACGUACAUGCCCACUAACCUCUAAUCUAGUCGGAAAGUCAGAGAGCUUUUGUGGAUGUGCGGUUCUUUCUUUCAAUGAAACAAGGCAGAGCGUUCAUAUUCUCUCCAUCUGCUGCUGGUUCUCUGGGAUGCUAAAUCUGCUUCUCUUCCCAGCAAGAGAAAUCAGACUAAGAACAAAAGCCUACCCUUCUCAGACAGCUGUGACAGUCUUCUUUCUGCGUGUCUUGGCUUCUUGUCUCUCUCUCUCUGUCACAUGAUGAGGAAAUCUUCAGGGCCAUCUCCCACCAAACAAACCAGCAAAGUACGAUACAGAAAUUCGCAAAGAAUGAGCAGUAUUAGCAUAUUUCAUUUAAUCCCAGUGGUCUUUGGGGAAUCGCAUUCUGUUUGUAAUCCACCUCACCUCUGAGACCCUUUCCUCUCCUAGAAGUCAUGCUAACAAUAGGAAUUUCACUGCUUCACCGUUGACAAAAGGAAUGAGAGCUAUGUUAGGAAACCGACCCAAAUUAUUUAUUUUUAUAGCCACUGAAAAGUAGGUUUUAUAUUGACAACAACUCUUCCAGUUCUUCCCAUAGAAAUCCUUCUUGACCUCUCGGUCUCUUGCCGUAUAUCCCGAUUCGACUUCUUGAUUUGGGUUCCCUCUCUACCAUGUUCUCCUGUUAUAGAAGAGUGUGCCCCUUCCAAUAGAUUCUUAUUUAAACAGGUUGCUCAGAAGAAGAUCUGAGAAUUAAUUUCUCAUUGGUUUUCUUGUUCUUCUUUAAUUUGGAAAGGAGUUAGAAAAAAAUAGUAAGCAAGAAAGCAAGCACGGCCUUGUUUUCAGAGGCUUCAACUCAAGGUCAAGUGCCAGGAAAGUGAGUGUCCCCAAGUGAGAGCCGAGGAUCUGCUGAAGGAAGGGACAUGCUGCAGAAUAUUAAGCAGCCACUGAGCAGGUACACAUGGGCUUUGGUCAAGAUGAUGUCUGCGUACAGGGAGGCUUUAAUCUCUCACCCUAGCUCUCCUCCCCACAUCCCUCUUUUUCUCCAUCAUUUCAAGGCACAAGAUCCAUGCUUGGAGAAUGUUUUCGUUUGAACACACCGAUGGUGUCGCACUCUUCCCGGCUUUCCUGUGCCUUAGGAACAGAGAAAACCAGUGCCUCUAAAUCUUCCAGCCAAUGAGUUGUUGCUUGUCAGUUCUGAAUUGUUCAUAGUACAUGCUAUUAAAAUGAGAGAAAACUCGAGUGGGAAAUAGAUUCAGUGACAAGAAGCCCAGCGCAUUGUUCUGAAAUAAUGUUCUUCACCAAGCUAAGCCAAAUUCCAGGAGUAAAAGAAAGGGGUUUAGAGCACAGGAGAGGAUAAUGUUCAAAUAGUUCAUAAUGUUCAAGAUGCUCUGAUUAUUCUCCUUAAAACUGUUGUCCAUCACCCCCAUGAGCUCUCGUGGAAGGAGAAGCCUGCUGCCACUGAUUGCUCAGAGACAGCUGGAUUUACUUUAGAAACAGGUACAGGCUUUCUUGCAGGAAGGUACUGGCCUCAGCUCGUCAAGAACUCAUCUCCAGACCUUAGGGCAGCUCCUCACUGACCAUCUCCAUUCUCCAGUCUAGAAUGUUCUGAACAGAAGAGCUUCAUGCUCAUUGUGAUGGCAGUUACUCAAUUUGGGAAGCCAAAGGGCACAGAGGAGAGUAGAAUAUAUCAAGAGAAUGGAGUUAGUGUAAGCUUUGUUAUUUCUUCAUCUUCUUCAAUUUCAGCAUGGCUUGACAUCACAAAGUUAGGUCACCUUUGAGAGAGAAAAAUCUCUUAAAUAAAAUUAUAUCUUCCCAUCCUGGUGGAAACACCAAGUUUUCUAAUCUGAUUAUUGUUUACUCCAGGAAUGAAAUUGGUAGAUUCAAUUACAAACAGGCAUUUUGAAGAUUGCUUUAAUCCUGAUUCUUACACACAUUACCAUGGAAUUUACCGGCUCAGACAUGAUCCUUUAAGCUGUAAAACCUCAUUAAAGGGAAAUAGAUCAUGUGUUAUGAACCAACGUGGUUAAAAGCAUGAAGUAAGGCUCCCAAAAUUCAGUCCAUCAAUUCCUCUAUAGCAGAAGGAAGUUGUGAGCCCAGGAGAGUAGGUGACUGAGGAGGAACAAUGGGGGAAAGGAACAAUGGGCACAGAGAAAUGGUCAACAAGGCUUGGGGUCAUUUUUUGAAUAUUAAAAAUAAUAAACCCAAAGUCAAUUCUCAAAUCCAAAAUGAGCUCCACAUUUGCCAAUUCAAUGUUCGCUUAUAUAACAAAUAUCCAGGGUCUAAAGAUUAUUUAUGUUCUUUGAAGAGGGAUCGUGGUGACUUUUUUCUGUUUUAUUUUACUUUUUAUUGGAAUUGCAUUUGGAAAACAUUUGUCUGCAGUUCUUGGGUAUGUUUAUUCUUGCAAGGUUGUUUAUCGGAUGGAAAACCUGUGCCAGGGCAGUCUAGGUGCUGGGAGUCAGUGCCUCACACGGCAGGUUCAUGUGUCACUGAGAGACUGAGAGGAAACUUUUCAUACGCUAUAGUAACUUUAAGAUUGAUAUAUAUGUAUACUAUAUAUGUAUAUAUAUGUAUGUAUACAUUAGCUUUAUUGAUGCUCGCCUAACACCUAGGUGAAAUGCAGGUUAGGUAACUAGGUUAGUUUGAAGGUGAGGGCCCAGGGAGGAAUAUUUUUUUUUAAUAGCCUAUCUUGUGAUGACCAGAAUGAUCCAGUAGAGAAAGAAAGUUGAUGGGGCUUGGAAAGAGAAGCUGGCGGCAGGAGUGAUGCCAACGAUGAGUCGGAGGGCAUGGAAUCUGACAUGCAAACAGGAGGACCCAUGUAGCGGCUGCUGCUGCUUUAUAAUAGAGGGGCCGGGGUGUUGGGCACAGAUGCAAGUAGGCAGCCAGAGCUGGGACUAUGUCUGUGUUGAUGGAGAUUAUUCAGUGAAAAACCAAAAGAGCUCACCAGCUAAGAGUGGUAAUAACUCAAGACUGCUUCAGUGAUCGAGCCAGGCAGAGGAGAAGAGCUGGUUGUCUCUGAUGUACGUCCUGCUUGAUUUGAUCACUCUAUCUGGUUUUAUGUGGAGGAGAGUUGAAAUGGUCCGGAAGCGACUGUGAGGAACAACUGAGCCGCUUCUAGGCUGGUGCCGUGACAAACGUGUGACUGGAACGCGUGCCACUCAGUAGGGCCGUUGGAAUCUCAAGGAUGACAGGACAGUGACAGAAAUGGCGAAGGAAUGAGAGUUAACGAGAGAUGGAAGACGGGCUGCUGCAGUAGUAGGCGGGCUUCCUCUUCUAAGAUGGAAGUGAGAGCAGCUCUCCUGAGCCUGGUUUACCCGUAGUUAGGGCUGGUGCUGGGAGUCUUGAUCAGCCUGCAGUGACAAGGCCUGGUAGCAGCAUGUGGCACUCUGCUGGUUCAUCAGUACCAGUUUUAUGAUUUUUUAAAAAAUACUGCAAGGUCCCCGGCGGCAGUGGGCUCUGGGAGCAGCCAGUCCCAGACAGAGACAGCUGCUGGCGGUGGCUGGUCCCGGACAGGGAGACACAUGGUGAGAAGGCAGGAAACAGAGACAUGGAUAGACACGACAUGUAGAGUGAGGUUGAAUAUUUAUUCAGGGGGUUACGGAGGGGGAAGGGAGAAGUAUGGACAGAGAGAGAGAAAGAAGAGGAGAAAGGGACAAAGAAGGGGGGAAGCAGAGUGAGGGAAGCACUUAAGUCAAGAGGGGGGCGGUGAGAGUCAAGAUGAAGCGCAGGGGUUGGCUUGCCUCUUAAAGAGAGGAAAACCAUAACACACCCACCCCACCUUUUCACUUCCACUACCAAAUUUGACUUUUGUUUAAUACUUAUUUGCUUGGAGACAAAGUUCAGUCCUCCUGCCUCAGCCUCCUGAGUACGGGGAUUGCAGGCAUCUACAUCCCGUCCUGGUUUGGCUCUGUAUGGUUUCUUAGGUGUCAUUAGCUGCGCCCCUGGAUGGAAACAACACCACAACUCUUACCUCCCGAUGACCGCAUUUCACCAUAAAUCUUGCCCUUUCUGCUUUAAAUGCUUCCAACUAAGUUGCUCUCCCUGGGGAAAUUCGGAAUUCUUUGUUCUUAUUUAUCUUGCCCUUUGUUCAUCUUUUGAAAGAAAUCUAGAAGAACAGCAAACAGCUUUGCUUCCGUCCAAUCCUAGCAAAUGACAACAGUUUCCCCUGACUGAGCAUUUUAUCCAGCACUUUCUUUUAUAAGAGAGAACAAUGGGCCAGGAGCAUCAGGAAAUGAUUGGGCAUCUUUAACCACUUCAGAGGGAGGAACGUUUUGGAUGAUUAAGAUGGGGUUAGAGAAGAAAGGUUUAGAGGGGCUGCAUAGGGAAAAGGGAGGAGGGAUACACUGGGAAAAUAUUAAAAAUUUGACCAAAGGCGGUGGCAGGGCUUGGGGGUGGGGUGGGGGAGGGGGACCCACUGCGUACCAUCUGGCGAUGUAGCGAGCAUAAACAGGACCCUGCCUUCUGCACAACAUUCUGCCUAUCUGACACCAAUGAUAGACUGCUCUGAUUUCAUUUCCUGGGCCUAUAGGAAAUCAGAAUUUGAGGAGACAGUGGGCGUUUCUACUGAGCUAGUUCUCCUUACCCUACAGAAUCUUGAGCAGCGGGCAGGUAAGAUUGUAACUGCUGUGACCAAUUCAGUUUCCCUUUCCACCAGAAACACGCACCCUCCAGCUCUGGCUUAUCCUCCCUGCCAUUCCUUUCAGAGAUUAGCUGCCAUUCACCCAGGCUCGUCUAAUGCCUGUCUUCAGUUCUGCGUCAGAAGAGCGUUACAGCCAACUCAAGGGUUUAGUCCAUGCUGUCUGCACCAGUGCUCCCUAGAACUCCUGUAGCAAAGGCUACAGGGGGUGUGUCGUGACUGCUCUAAUUCCUGCCCAGCAGGAACCCAGCCGUUCAGAAGUCAAAGGGACACAUCAUGGCUUCCAUCUACCCAAGUCCCCUGCUUCUGAUCACCACACCAACAUAACUGGGUAUGACUAUGUAAGAAUCUGUGGGAAAUGGCGAGAGAGGUGAAAGAAAGGAGACAGGAUCUUAAGUGGGAGGUUUGUGACCCAAGGGCCACCCCAGCAUUCAUACCUUAGAGUAGCCGUUGACACUUGCAGAAACAUGUCCAGGGAGCUAGUUGGAAUGUUAGCAUGGGGCCAGAGAAGACACGGGCGAGGGCAAUGAACUCUUCUUACCUGUAGGGGAAAAUCUCUUCUCUUCCAGGGCUCUAACAGUGUCGUAAGUACACGUAGCCACAAUGACAGAAGCAUGUCCGUGUGUGCCUGUGGGUGUGCGUGGGAGUCUGAGUGGGAGUGUGAAGGGGUGAAACACUGGACGCGUGCACAGCGGCUUGGGCUGCAGUCACAGAACCACACCUCUCCCAGAGUCAUUCUGGCUGGGGUAAGGGUCUUAGCUUCCCUGGUUUGGUGUCCCCUGCGCAGGGAGAGCCCUCAGGCUUGCCUAGACUCGGUGAGGCCAGAUCCCACAUUCCUCCCCUGGGCCAGCUCUCCUUCCUCUUGACUCUCAGAUCCCCAAUCCCAUUCACUUCCAAGUUCUUUUAGGUUGUUUGUUUUGUUUUUGUUUUCUGUAAAUAUCGAUUUCUUACUUUGGACAUGCAGGGAUCAAUUGAGAUUCUGGAGUGGGGGGAGGGGCGGAUGACUGGGUCUUUUAAUUUUUUUUUUCUUUCUCUCUUGGAUUUUGGUGUUUGAACUUGAAAAAAAUACUUACAAGUAUAUAUAUAAGCAAAUGACUUACCUUUAACAAACAAAAUAAGUUGAUUUCAUUCUUUUGUUUUAUCUUGUUUCUCAUUGGGGUAGGGUGGGGGUGGGGGGUCUUUUGGGUGGAGGGCUUUUUUGUGAGCUGUAUAGAUUUCCAGUUUGGACUUGUUCAAAUGAUGCAGGAACAAAAAUUAAAAUGAAUUAAAAAAAAGACAACAUAAAAACAAGAAAAACCUUUGUGAUGUAUAAAAGCUGUACAUAGUCAAAAAUCCUUUCUCUUUUCUAAUGGCAAAUUAUUUCUGUCACUUUAUAUUCAAAAAAUAAAGAAACCUACCACAAAUUA